Molecule: messenger RNA, 1011 nt
Organism: Sphaeramia orbicularis (orbiculate cardinalfish)
Lineage: Eukaryota; Metazoa; Chordata; Actinopteri; Kurtiformes; Apogonidae
Product: beta-1,4 N-acetylgalactosaminyltransferase 1-like
Exons: 10
Coding region: 25-1011 (328 amino acids)
Biological process (GO): UDP-N-acetylglucosamine metabolic process; UDP-N-acetylgalactosamine metabolic process
Molecular function (GO): acetylgalactosaminyltransferase activity
Source: RefSeq, a predicted model, not a curated record
ACUCUCAGACCGGAGCCUGAAAAGAUGACUUGGUUUACUAGAGCACAUUUUGCUGUUGGGUGUGUGAUGAUCCUGUCGAUCGUCUUCUACUUCUACAACUUUGUAUUCCAUGACUUCUGCGGACAGACACCCACAGAGGUUCCCACCAUGCUCAAAACUUGGCUGCCUCCAGUCCAAAGUGGUCCAUGCACAUGUGCUCCUGGUUCAGUGAUGCUCAAAGAUCACAUCUCUAAAGAGAAAUAUGAUGAGGUGGUGCAACGCCGAUCCAAGGAGCUCCAACACCACAAGACCAGGACGAAGUCUGUCUUAACGAGACUGCUGCUUGCUUCACCUAACUCUCCCUUGCAGUAUCCCAUCCAGGGGUUUACAGUACGACCCCUGACCUCCACUCUUAUACCAGGUUUAGUGCUGCACACAGGAGCAAGAUCCAGCUACGAGGUGACUUUGAAUGUGUCCAAAGGUGUCCUCAGCACCAUGUCCACAGAAGGAGUUCAAGUUAAAGGAAAUGGUGAAACGACACUGACGGUACAGUCAAAUAACCUGCUGUUCCUCAACGCCCUGCUGUCAAAAGUGUCCUAUAAGAGCACAGACUAUCAUGUCAACACUGGAGAUCUGGUCAGCUUCCAGUUUGAGAACCACAAAGCUGUGUUUCCUGUUGUCAUCAAACAGCCUCAGCUGCCGGUCCUGUAUGACAUGGGAACAGACAUCAGCUCCUCCGUCACCAUCACCACUAAAACCUUCCUGCGCUACGAUCAGCUGCGAGUGUUGGUGAACAGCAUACGCACCUUCUACGCCAACAUCAGGAUCAUCAUUGCGGACGACAGCUUUGAACCGCAGAAGAUGACCGGAGAACACAUCCUGCACUACAUCAUGCCUCCAGCGCAGGUGCAAACAUAUGAGGGGAUCGGCCCCAUUAUCACAUUGUGUUUUAUACUUUCCAUUUUAAAAGACAGAACAUCUGAUUUUCCUCAUAUCAUAACUGACUCACUCACAGGUUGUGAUGCAGACUGA